CAUGAUAUUGUAACAAUGCAGGCUUGGAUUACUCUUCAUCGUGGGAAUGGCUUAAUUGGUGCUCUUCCACAUGCUCCUUACUUUCCACUCGAAAAAGAAGAGAAUUUCUGGUUACUUGUUGCAGACUCCUUGUCAAAUGACGUUUGGAUCUCUCAGAACGUAAAUUUCGUAGACGAAGCAACGACAAUAAUUGCUGCAUCAAAAGCAAUCCAGGAGUUGAAGGAGGGGUCGGGUGCUGGUGCGAGGGAAAUGAAUGCAGCAGUAAAAGAAGCAAUUGAUAGAGUUAAAGCUGGUUCUCGGCUAGUGAUGUCCAAGUUUCAGGCUCCCGCAGAGGGAAACCACAACGUGACUUCUUACUGCUUAUGCGAUUCAUGGAUUGGUUGUGAUGCAAAGUCUACUAUUAAGUUGAAGGUUUUGAAAGGCAGCCGAGCUGGGGACGGGGGUAUGGUGGCCGCAGAAGAGUUACCGGCACUAGAGGAUGAAGGCGAUGAGGUGGAGGAAGAAGAUGAAUAUGAUGAUGAUUACGAGAGUGAGUACAGUGAAGACGAUGAAGAUGUUAAAGGAAAAGAUGCCAAUGGAUCUGUGGCAAAUGGCUUUGCCCAUGUUAGAGGCGGCGACAAUUCAAGCUCUGAUGGUUCAGGAAGUGAGAAUAAUUAGAAAAUGAUUUCCUUCACUUUUGUCUUGUUUUGUUAUUACGUUAAAUAUUUUAAUUUUCCGAGAGAAAUAAAGGGGAUGAAAGGAAUUUUUGCCAUAGUUCUGU
Messenger RNA from Olea europaea var. sylvestris, 760 nucleotides. RefSeq names its product dnaJ protein ERDJ2-like. Lineage: Eukaryota; Viridiplantae; Streptophyta; Magnoliopsida; Lamiales; Oleaceae. Gene Ontology annotation, biological process: SRP-dependent cotranslational protein targeting to membrane; post-translational protein targeting to endoplasmic reticulum membrane. The transcript has a single exon. Gene Ontology annotation, cellular component: Sec62/Sec63 complex. The annotation marks the transcript as partial. Gene Ontology annotation, molecular function: RNA binding; transmembrane protein transporter activity. The record is from RefSeq and is a predicted model, not a curated record.